Molecule: messenger RNA, 1303 nt
Organism: Hipposideros armiger (great roundleaf bat)
Lineage: Eukaryota; Metazoa; Chordata; Mammalia; Chiroptera; Hipposideridae
Product: SH3 and multiple ankyrin repeat domains protein 2-like
Exons: 4
Coding region: 596-1303 (235 amino acids)
Cellular component (GO): postsynaptic membrane; dendritic spine; postsynaptic density
Molecular function (GO): ionotropic glutamate receptor binding; synaptic receptor adaptor activity
Source: RefSeq, a predicted model, not a curated record
AAAAGGGGGGGGUUCUGUUUUCUCCAGGGUAAUUACCACAAUGGGGAUGGGCCAGGGAGGUAAUGGGUACUUGUGUCUGAUCCUUUUGAACGGAAAUCUGGGUCAUGUGCAGAAAUUCCAGAAUGCAGGCGAGGGCUGCCCGGCGAAUGUGGGUUCGGCGUGAGGCUCUCUGGAACGGGGAUGUUUGCGCCUCUGGACUCGCCCUCCGCACCUGCUAGCAGACAGACAAGCAGCAUUAGAGGAAACCCGGCUUUCUCUUGACCAGCAAAAUUAGAAAAGCACAGUGCAUUCUAUGUAGCCCCAGGUGUGUGUGAGCAGAAGUGGCCCCAGCACCCGCCCGGGUUUCCUGGGACAAUCGGGGCUCAGGCUCACAGACGCCUCCCGUGUGUCCCGGCCGCCGGCUUCAGGAUGCUCGGCUCCUGUUAGCCCCCCUCCCCGGGUGGGCACGGAUGGCAGAGGCAGAGUAGUGCCGCUCACAUGACGGGCGCCGGGAGAGGCCGUGGGGCUUGAGCACGGCCCCAGUCUACGCACAGUUGGUUCCCAGCUGACAGACAGACUAUGGGGUGGGCUUUGUCACCAGCACGCUGGGUCUGGCAUGCCCAGCGAUGCUCGGAGGCACGCCGUGCCCAGACGCCCGCCGCCGCGCCCCGGGUCCACUCCGCUCCAGCGCCGGGGGGCCGGGCAGCGCCGCACUCCUUACCCCCAUCCAAGAAGGUUAUAUAAUGAGCGGCGGACGGCUGCCAAAGUCGGAGGGAAAAUGAAGUCUUUGUUAAAUGCCUUCAGCAAGAAGGAAGUGCCCUUCCGAGAGGCCCCGGCCUACUCCAACCGCAGGCGGCGGCCCCCCAGCACGCUGGCCGCCCCCCGGGUCCUGCUGCGCUCCAACAGCGACAAUAACCUCAACUCCAACGCGCCCGACUGGGCCGUCUGCACCGCCGCCUCCCACCGCAGCCUCUCGCCUCAGCUGCUGCAGCAGGUGCCCGGCAAGGCCGACGGAGCUGUGAGGACCAUUGGCAGCUAUGUCCCUGGGCCCCGUAGCCGGUCCCCAUCGCUCAACAGGCUCGGCGGUGCCGGCGACGAUGGCAAGUGGCCCCAGCAGCCCUGGCACGUGGGGCCAACCUUCCCGCCCGGUGCCAACAAGGACACGCUCUCCGCCUUUGAGUACCCAGGGCCCAAGCGGAAGCUGUACAGCGCGGUGCCCGGGAGGCUGUUCGUCGUCGUCAAGCCAUACCAACCCCAGGUGGAUGGCGAGAUCCCCCUUCACCGUGGCGACAGGGUCAAAGUGCGUGUGGAUAUGCACCUGUGA